AUGACGUCCUUUGUUGCCCUCAACAUCGAACCAGAUGACUACAGCGAAGAGGAAGUCGAUGAUACGAAGGAAAUUCAAAUCGAAGAAGCUUUAAAACUUUAUCAUAAUGCCUUGAAGCUUCACUCUCAAGGGCCACAAUUCUAUGACCAGGCCUCGGAGGCAUAUGAAGCCCUAUUUAAAUCCGAAAUAUUCAACUAUCCAGAGUCGAUUUCGGAGUACAAGAGGAGUCAACUUGACGGCCCUGAUGCCCAAUAUGAAAGCUUCCUUGAGAAAACGGCUCCGGGAUCAGCUGUUCCCCUAGAUGCUAGUGAUACAAUAUCCAGUGCUUUACCACAGACACUCUACCUAUCUCACAAAAACCGCGGCCAGUUUAUGCUAGAUCAUCUGGGGCAUUUACUACGCACCAAAAGAUCGAAGGCUGAUGAUGGCUAUGAAUCCUUUGUUGAUAUAUCUGCAACGUUUAGUUCAGCAAUCAAGUCAUUCGCUGAAGCCUUGGAGAGAGACGAUACAGACUUAGAACUAUGGAGGAAAAGCGCUAGAAUUGGAGAUGCUCUCCAAAGUAAUCGCCUCGCCAGAUUUUGCCUAGAGAGUGUGUUGGAAGGCGAUGAUGAUGGGUUUGAUGACGGGUUCGAACAGCUAGGUUUGGAGCAAGCUUUUGCGAUUGAAGAUCUCCGGCAAGUCCUCAACAUCCUCAGCGACGAGCUGUCUGUGUUACAACGCCCAUUAAGGCGGCCAAGAAAAGCUAUUCUCCGUCUUCUGCAGAAGCAAACCGAUUCUUUCCCUUAUCUUCCAAGAGGACUAAGUGUUCCGAGUGGAGCUGUCCUGCAAGCUUUACUAGAUGAGCAAGAGGGCAGGAGUAGUUUAACUCCAGGAGCAGCCCUAGGAAUUUCCGUUCAGGGUUGCCAUGAGUUAAUUGAGAUUUCUCCGUUCUCCCUUCCUCUUCUUCAACGGAAUACCGCAACAGUAAAACAAGGGGAUAGAGCCAACCCAAAUUUGGAUAUUGGGGUUCCUGAUGCGGGGGAGGCUCAUCAUGUCCUUCGUUUGUCGGCAGAGGGCUCUAAUAAGGACCGUGCGUCGAUCGCUUCUGAUAGUGAUAAUAGAGAACCUAGUCCUCAUCCAGAACAGGUUUCCGAGACGUACCUUGAAAGUCCCCAACACAAAGUUGAUGAGAAACCAGAGGAGAAGGUAUCACUGAUAGCGCAGGAUGAAGCAAAGCAGACAACGGCGGUACCGCAGUCUCGAAAAAGAUCUUCUGCGUCGGCCGGCAAUGACGAGCAUCCAGAUGGUGGAAGAAUGAAAAGCCGUCGUAUUCGAGCUCGCGAAUCAAAUGCCGAAGUCCACGCGCCAUCGGCGCCCGUACCAUUUGAUGCGGCUAAAUACUUUGAGGAGCACCUAGAACAGUAUGUGCAUGCUGACCAGUGGAUGUUUGGAGUAGUGGGCGCUUUAUUGUCCAAGGCUGGCGUCGAGGAUCUGGGAACGAUUGAUGAACUGCAAGAUAUUUUGUGCUCCGAUAGCGAUCAGGAACUUCCAGAUAACAAAAUCCAGGACUAUAUCGCCCAACGUGUCCUUUACAAUGACCUUCGAAAAAUAAUAGAAAUAUGGGACGAUAAAAUAGCUCAAGUCGCUUUAAAUAGUGAUAUAUUUUCUAUGGAUUCGACGGACGGCAUAGAUGGAACAAAAAGAUCAGGAAUGAGUAUAUUUCUUGACCAUUCACGGCAAUGUCAUCCAAAUCCCGACGAAGUGAUUACUCUCGUAGAGGAUGAUGGAUUGUCGCCUUUUCUGGAGCAUAUUAAUGGUGGAUGGUUUUGCCCCCGUGAGGCUGCAUUUCUGUGGCUGGAACAGCACCUGAAGCCUAAUCCCGCUGAUACAUUGCCAUCGGAAAGGGAGAACCAGCUCAUGGGAUGUUCUUCCUAUACGAAUCGGCUUUGGACCAAGGAUAUGAAAGAAGCAGCCCUGAAAAUCCUCACGGAGAAUGACGAAUUCAUCUAUACAAAGCUGAAUAACGACUCAAUGGCUUGGGAGCAAGCCAUACUGGCCUCCAGCUCCACAAACAACAUUUCCCCUUCUCAACUUCAGGGUUUUGCGGAGAUUACACAAAGCAUUUACGAACUACAUCUUGAUAUAUACGCCUCAAUGAACGGAGCUGGCAGUGCUGAUGGCAAUCAUUUAAAAGUAUUAGAAGAACGAGAUCGUCUUUCUAGAUGGAGCACCCUCGCCCGCUCUUUUAUAAAUUAUCAGAACGAUGACUUGAGGCAUAUAUUGGUUGCCCUAGGAGGGCCAUCGAUGCUUUUGCUAAACAAUUUAACAAUGCCUGAGAUAUCCAUUUCUGCCUUAGAUGAAGAGAUUUCGAGACUCAACUCAAUGGAUUUCUUUACGAAUCUUUUCAGCUCCGAUUCCGAUGACCCUGUCCGUCUUAUUGAAAGCAUUGAACCUAUACUGGACCCCUCAUCUGUCGAAUUUGUUAAUGAAUCGUUAUCCGCCGAGGAAUUUGAAAGACCAAUGGAGAAAUCAGAGCCACGCGCGAACUACCCAUUAAUGUCCACUAUCCAAGGCAUGAUUUCGUUUUUAGACCGGGGCGAUGCAACCUUGAGACUUUUUCUCUGGAGAAGACUUCAAGGGGCGUAUGAGUCAAUCCAAUAUUUCCCCAAAGUCGUAUCUUGCUACCUUCGGAGCAUUGAAAUAAUUGCGGGAGAGCUUCAAAAUCCCUCAUUCCUGAAAGAAUCGAGUGAACAUCGGCAGGUUUCACUACUGAAGUGGAUUAAAACCCUUGAUGAUUUGCUAAGUAAGGUCGUUGGGAAGAUGAUAGACGAACCGGAAAAAUCUUUUGAAUGCUUUGACGUGGCCCAUUUACAAUCUUCGAUGUCUGCCGUAGUUCAGAUUUCCAAACUUUUGCAUUCUUUCGCCCUAUUCGAAGACUCAAUUCGCGUUGGUCAGGUAACCGUUCCGGAUAUACGGCCAGCAUCAACAGCCAAGACCUUGGAGCAGUUCAAAGGAAGGCUGCGAGGAAUGCAGGUAAAAAUAUGGGUUUUGCUCUACGCACUACUUAGAGAAUUCAUGGAACAAAAUAAGGAGUUGUUUGACACCCCCAACGAUGACCGUAUCCAUUACUUACGCUCUGUCCAUAACGCUCUCGGAAUCCGGUCUUACUGCAAAUAUUCCAACAAGUUGCUUUUGAGACUUUUGAAGAAAGAGCUGUUGACUCUCCCGUCAGAGGAUAGUUAUGAAUUUGACGUCUCUCAGGUUCUAUUUGACUUGUACGGACUAAAGUUUUUGAACCUGGACGAUAUUGCGAAUCAUGGGUGUCCCAUUGAAAGGCUGGAUCGUUCCUCAGCUGUUAUGAUGAUUGAUUUCGUUAUGACACAAGUCAAUAGAAUGAAUAUCAAAGAUGUGCACAAAUCGGAAUUGAAACCGACUAUAGACACCAUGCAGAUGGCCAUUGGCCGGGCUACCAAGUUCUCUACUCCGCUGACUUUCAACAAGCGUGUCUUGUCAGCGUUCUUGAAAUCACCAAUCAACCCAUCGGACCUCUUUCGUGCUGCUCAAGGCAUAGGAGAGGUAUCAAUGAUCCCUGUUCAGACAGAGAGUCUUGAGCUUGCGGAAAAGGGUUGGUACUUCCUCCUCGGUUCUAUAUUUUUGUCGAAAUUUCGUGCACAGAAGAGAAUAACUGCAAUCCCAACCGACGAUUUGGAUGUUGCAGCGUCUUUUUUCAGGCAAGAGUUGGAACAUGGAACGGGCAAAUGGGAGACAUGGUACCGCCUGGCUCAAGUGUAUGACUUGAAACUAGAAGAGGAUAUCGCAUGGUCCGCCGACAAGUUGAACAACAAUCGAUCAGACCUGGCGGUUUUACAGCGGAGGGCAAUACACUGCUUCACCAUGGCAGUUGCAGCUGCCAUACGAACAGCAGACUCGUCACCUGAAAGUAAAAGAAAGAUAUCUGACCUAUACACGGAAUUUGGAUUCCGGAUGUAUGCAUCAGCGACAGAACCAUUGUCCAUGGAAGCUUUUAGUCUGAUGGAAUUUACGAGACAUUACACAAGCGGCGAAAACCAACAAAUGUACAAGGCAAAACUAUUCCCAGAUAUGAACAAGUAUUCUGCAUGGAACUUUGCAAGUUACCUUUUCCGACGAGCGACCGAUGACCGGCCUAAUUAUUGGAAUAAAUGUCUCUGGAAAAUGUUCUGCUGCGAUGAUGCCACAAGGGGACAGCGUUCUCCAGUGGAGUUUGACGACGUACUAGAUUCGCUGGUUGAUGCAAUUGAAGCGUUGCCAUCUAAGAGGGACAGUCGCUCGGAUCCAAUACUUGAGCCUCACUUCAAGCUCGUAUCUAUUGUUCACAAGCUGGUUCAGAGAGGGUUUUUGAAGGCCGAGGAUGCAAGGGAACGACUUCUUGCUACGCCUUAUGCACGGAAUGUGAACCUAAAUAACGACGGCUGGAAACCCUAUAUACUGGAAGUAUUGAGAAACCUUCGAAGCGCGGACAAAUCAAAUUGGCACCAUCGCAUUGUUUUACGCGCUGCGCACGUACUUUAUGAUGAUUCCAAGGACGACUCAUCUGCUCUGGCGGCCAAAUCCGAGAUUUCGCAGCAGAUAUUCACCAAAACCAUGACCCUUCAAGUUUGGAGACCGGAAAACGAACGCGCUGGCAGGCACUUUGUUUAUACGACUCGAUACGUGUACUUUUUCGUUGGCCUUUUAAACCAGCUGAAUGAUCGAGCAAACUUGGAUAUGCUCAUUCGGCGCGUGCGAAGGAAACCGAACGACUAUGUCCACCAUUCUAAGCUCUGGGAAGAUAUAUGCUUAACUUAUGUCAAACUUUUCCGCCGUGUCGGUGAGAUUCCAGAAGGGCAUGAAGAGACUGUUUUCAAACUUGUCAGCCAUGACGAGUUCACCAUUCAUUGCAAACGCCUAGAAGACUGGUGUCAGCAUCAUUCUUCCGAAACACAGCUGGUGGAUUUGCUCAAGGAUGCUGUUGAACUGAAAAAGAUGAACAAUGGUCUAAUGAAAACUACGAUAUUCGAAGAACUUGUCGCAGACACCUACGCAGUCCUCUUCCAGAGUAAUAUAUCCAAUUUCAUGGAGCAGGCAACUGAAGAAGAAAACCAUGAACGGAUGAAGGUAGAUCAUCUCCUUAUGGUCGGUGAAGGGCCUGAGGGUAACCGAACACCACCGGUCUCCGCGACUCACGCGCAACCCGGGCCCAAGCCGCGUUUUAAGGGAGUAACGCGUAAAGAGCUCCAACGGAAAGCCGAAGCAAUCGCUACACGGGCCCUAGCGCCGAAACCAGCACCGAAAACCUCAGUACGCCAAGCGGAAGAAGAGACUUCCACAGUGAAGCAACAAGAGGCCAUUGAAAUUGUGAUACCGUCACUACCUAGCAAAGAGGAAGUCUCAGGCAUCCAAAGUAGCGUUCCGGGCAGUGUGCAUGACAGCGCCGAUAAUGAAAGUGAACUUAGCGAAAUCGAUGAGGCGAAGGUAUUAGUGGAACUGGAUGAAGUGGCGACUAUGGGAGCGACAACCGCCCAAGAAAACACAACAGUAAAGAGGAAUUUAUCCCCAAAACCCGCGUCGGACGGCCCGUCAACGAAUGUCAGCCUUGCUGAUGGUGCAGAGGUCGAGUCGGGUCCCGCUACUUCGGCGCAGGAUACAAAAUUGGAACUCGAACUUAAGGAGGCGGAGGUUUUAGAUGUGGACAUGGAGGAAAAUGCUUGA
Molecule: messenger RNA, 5709 nt
Organism: Histoplasma mississippiense
Lineage: Eukaryota; Fungi; Ascomycota; Eurotiomycetes; Onygenales; Ajellomycetaceae
Exons: 7
Coding region: 1-5709 (1902 amino acids)
Biological process (GO): chromatin organization
Cellular component (GO): nucleus; HIR complex
Molecular function (GO): nucleosome binding
Source: RefSeq, a predicted model, not a curated record